Messenger RNA from Triplophysa dalaica, 2461 nucleotides. It is a transcript of the gene mtif2, whose product is annotated as mitochondrial translational initiation factor 2. Bases 169 to 2292 code for a protein of 707 amino acids. Gene Ontology annotation, biological process: translational initiation. Gene Ontology annotation, molecular function: translation initiation factor activity; GTPase activity; GTP binding. The record is from RefSeq and is a predicted model, not a curated record. NCBI's taxonomy places the organism in Eukaryota, Metazoa, Chordata, Actinopteri, Cypriniformes, Nemacheilidae. The transcript is spliced from 14 exons.
CGCUGUCAUGGCGGCGCCCUAACAGCAGAAAUGACAUCUGAUUUAGGAUUUUAUUCCCUUCUAUUGAUUUCUUCCUCUUCGUUAUUUUGCCUUUCACGAUGCCGCGUUGAAACAAACAAAGUGAAUGUCUUUUUGAACGGAUUUUAUCAUUGUUUUUAUUAAAUUGCAAUGAAGCGGAUUGCAGCCUUGAUCAGCAGGACCGCGUCAUCAUGUUGGCAUCAUGGAGGCCCAAAACUUACCUCAUUGCCCAUCUGGUCCCCUGGACCACCCUACACCUGUCCUCAAGUCCGGCACCUGGCCGCCAAACAGAAUAAAGGCAGUUUCAAAGGUAAGAAGAUUUUAAAGCCAGUGAAACUAGAAAAACAACAGAAACAGGAGGUGGAGAUCAAACAGAGGAUGACAGUCUAUGAACUCGCUAAAGCCAUGAAUAAAGACAUCGAUCAUGUAUACGAGGCUCUGCUCAACACUGAAGUAGAUUUAGAUGAGCUGGAGCCUGAAACAAUGCUAGAGGAGAAAUGGAUAAAAGAGGCAGUGAAGAGAUCUGGAAUGAAAUACAAGUGGGCCAAACUAGUGGAAACCAAAGUCAGAGAAAACAAAGACGUCCAGAGACGACACCCCCCUGAUCCUGCUCACUUGGUUGACCGACCUCCGGUGGUAACCAUCAUGGGUCACGUUGACCACGGUAAGACCACCCUGUUGGACAGUCUGAGGAAGAGCCAGAUCGCUGCUCAGGAGGCAGGGGGCAUCACGCAACACAUCGGGGCUUUUCGGGUUCAGCUUCCCUCAGGCGAGAAGAUCACCUUUCUCGACACUCCCGGUCACGCUGCGUUUUCUGCCAUGCGGGCACGCGGAGCCAUGGUUACGGAUAUAGUCAUCCUAGUCGUUGCCGCUGACGACGGAGUGAUGAAUCAGACGAUCGAAUCCAUUCAGCAUGCCAAAAAAGCCAAAGUGCCCAUCAUCGUGGCUGUAAAUAAAUGUGAUAAACCUAAGGCCGACCCCCAUCAUGCGAAGGAGGAGCUGUUGGCGCAUGAUGUGGUCUGUGAGGAGUUCGGUGGGGAAAUCCAGGCCAUCCAUGUAUCUGCGUUAAAGGGAGAUCAUUUAUUGGAGCUGGCUGAAGCCACAGUGACUCUAGCGGAGGUCCUGGAGCUGAAGGGAGACCCCACAGGUCUGGUGGAGGGGACGGUCAUUGAGAGCCGAACCGACAAAGGCAAAGGGCCCGUUACCACGGCGAUCAUCCAGCGUGGCACUCUCAGGAAGGGCUGUACGCUAGUUGCCGGGACGUGUUGGGCUAAAGUACGCUUUAUGUUUGAUGAAUAUAAUCAGUCCUUGACUGAGGCCGGACCCAGCAUCCCUGUUGAGAUCGUGGGAUGGAAAGAUCUUCCCUCUGCUGGUGAGGAGAUCCUGGAGGUUGAAUCGGAGCAAAGGGCUCGUGAGGUGGUGGAAUGGCGCACCUACGUGGAGGAACAGGGCAAGCUGAAAGAAGACCAGCAGGCCAUCGAAGCCAAGCAGAAGCAGCACCAAGACGUCUAUAAGAAGGACAGAGAGAGCACGGCCCAUCUCACCUGGAAACAGAGAAGAGCUGCCAUGUACCGGGCCAACAAACACAAACUUGCCCACAGGGUCAGCGAGAAGACUGAGACAGAGGAACUCAUGCUGCCCGUCAUCAUCAAAGGGGAUGUCGACGGCUCAGUGGAGGCCAUUUUGAACAUUCUGGAAAGUUACGAUGCCGAUGACCAAUGUCAGCUAGACGUGGUGCAUUUCGGUGUGGGCGACAUCUCAGAGAGUGACAUAAACCUGGCAGAGACGUUCUCAGGUACUAUAUACGGGUUCAACGUAGCUGCAAAUAAAGCGGUUCAGCAGAUGGCUGCUAAGAAGGGCAUUCCCCUGCGAUUACACCGAGUCAUCUACAAACUCAUCGAUGAACUGAAAGAAGAGCUGAGCGGCAAGCUUACCCCAGUCACGGAGGAAAAUAUCAUCGGUGAGGCUUCUGUUCUGGUCAUGUUCGAUGUGACUGUGGGAAAGAAGAAAGUUCCAGUGGCUGGUUGUAGAGUUCAGAAGGGACAGCUGGACAAAAAGAUGAAGUUCAGGCUUGUUCGAGGAAGAGAUGUUCUCUGGGAAGGUUGUGUCACCACAAUGAAACACCUGAAGGAUGAUGUACCGAUAGUGAAGACAGGCAUGGAAUGUGGUCUCAGUAUUGAUGAUGAGGACUUUGAAUUCAGACCCGGCGAUGAAAUUGUUUGUUACAGUGAAUCUGAGACAAAACAAAAUAUAUUUUGGGAUCCAGGAUUUUAAGGGACUUGAAGCACUAGUGUACUUUAACCCACAAUCGCUGCUACCAACUUAUAAAUUAACAUUAAUGUCUUUAUUUUGACUUGACAUCACAACCUGACUGUCUAUAGAAAUGUAUAUGUAUAAUUAAAAUAAAUGAGAAAAUUGCUCAUUGUGGAAUUACAAAAGGUGA